Vespa mandarinia (Asian giant hornet) is the source of this 2349-nucleotide messenger RNA. It is a transcript of the gene Nha1, whose product is annotated as Na[+]/H[+] hydrogen antiporter 1. Lineage: Eukaryota; Metazoa; Arthropoda; Insecta; Hymenoptera; Vespidae. The record is from RefSeq and is a predicted model, not a curated record. Gene Ontology annotation, biological process: proton transmembrane transport. Gene Ontology annotation, cellular component: membrane. Gene Ontology annotation, molecular function: antiporter activity.
GAGAGAGAGAGAGAGAGAGAGAGAGAGAGAGAGAGAGAGAGAGAGAGAGUCAGAGACAGAGUUUUAACGGAAAAUGGAGAUGGAGAGUAAAACUGCGACGAGACCGUGCGAGGAAUUAACGAAAAGACGCGUCUCGAUAAGCGAGCAAAUCUUCGGCGUGGAUAAUCCUGCGUUCGAACAUCAUCGUCGUAUAAGCUCCAGUUCCGAGCACAAUUCGGAUCAAGGUAGAAGGAAGUCGAUACUUCAUCAUACCGGCAGUAAUUACGACAGCGUCGAGAAUAUACCGCAGCACAACAAGUUCGAUCUCGCGGAGAAUGGAAGGAUGAACGGUAAUAGGAAAAAGUCGGCCUUCAGUCUGACCAGUUCCAUUAGGGAUAAGAUCGAGUACUCGGAAGAACUCGAGAGGUCGUGGUUGUACCUAUUUUGCGCCCGUUGUCAUGGACGCGACGAUACACCAUCAUGGGAGCCACCUGGAUGGAAAAGAGCCUGUCCUCAGCCAUUCUGUCCGAGCUAUCGAAAGUUUGCGAGAGUUCUUUGCCUUUUCCUACUCGGUCUGCUAGUUUGGGGUAUCGUCUAUUCGAUAGCCGGAAAGGACGCAGCACCCGGAGGUCCUCUCUUCGGUCUUGCCACUCUCUGCAUAGCCGCGCACUUUGGAGGAUGGCUCUUUUCCUUGACGACUCUACCAGCUUUGAUCGGGAUGCUGAUCACGGGGAUGAUACUGAAAAACGCUAACCUCAUCAGCAUCGACGACCGUUACGCCAUCGUCGUCUCCAACUUGCGAAAAAUCGCACUCGUAAUCAUCCUAACCAGGGCAGGAUUGGAUCUCGAUCCAAUAGCAUUGAAGAGACUGAAAAUCACCGUUCCAAAGUUAGGCCUGAUACCAUGGUUCGUCGAAGCCGGUAUGAUCGCAGUUUUGACGAGAUAUCUCAUAGGAUUACCAUGGAUCUGGGGUUUACUACUCGGAAGUAUAAUAGCAGCCGUAUCUCCAGCCGUUGUGGUACCUUGUCUCUUCAGAUUACGCGAGAGGGGUUACGGCGUCGCAAAGGGUAUCCCGACGCUGAUCAUAGCAGUAGCUGGAAUCGACGAUGCUGCGUCGGUCGCAAUAUAUGGCAUCGUAAAGAGCGUCAUGUUUUCUCACGAUGCGCUUUGGUAUCAGAUUCUUCAAGGACCUAUCGCUAUAAUCGGUGGUCUCGGCUUCGGUAUACUCUGGGGUUGUUUGGCGAAGUACGUUCCAGAAAAGGGUGACCCCUUCAUGGUGCCCUUAAGGGUAUUGAUGCUAUUAGGAGGUGGAAUGGUCGCGGUCUUUGGAAGCGAAGCUAUCGAGCUCGGUGGUGCUGGACCUCUUGCCGUAGUUGCCGCAGCCUUCGUCAGCUGUUACUUUUGGCAAAAGGACGGUUGGGAAGUGGACGACAAUCCCGUGGCAACGUCCUUCGAGAUCUUCUGGAUGAUAUUCGAGCCGAUUCUCUUCGGGAUCACCGGCACGCAGAUAUCAAUAGCCGAGCUGAAAGGAAAAACCGUCUAUCUUGGGAUCAGUUGUCUCAUAGCCGGUAUCGUUAUUCGGAUAAUCGUGACGAUAUUCGUAGGAAUUCGUAGCAAGCUCAAUACGAAAGAAAAAGUCUUUAUUGCUCUCUCGUGGAUGGCAAAAGCUACGGUGCAAGCGGCAUUAGGACCGGUCACUCUCGACGAGGUUAAUCGGGAUAACGCCGAGCAGGUCGAAUACGCGAACACGGUACUGACUCUUUGCGUUCUUUCUAUUUUAUUAACGGCACCGACCGGCGCGAUCAUCAUAUCGUUGUCCGGUCCAAAAUUAUUGACAAAGACGACGACUCCUAGCGCACCGCCAGACGCUUGGAAAACGAGAAGACCCUCGAUACGAGAUAUUUCGAUCAUCAACGAGGAUCCCGAUCUCGAAGAAACUGCGAGCGAAAGGAAACCUUGAUUAAUUUUCUUUCGACCUUUGCCUUCUUUCUUCUACUUUAUAUUCUUUUUCUUACGUUCGUUCGUUCGUUCGUUCGUUCGUUCGUUUACUCGUUGUCUUUUUAUCGACGGAUGCCUCGAGAAGGAAAUACGUAUCCUUGUCUCGUUCUCCGUGUGUCGUCAUUCUUUUUUUUUCUUUUUCUAGCUAUUACGUUUUGUUUAUUAUCUCACCGCGUAAAUGGGAAGCUAUGUAUGUACGUACAUGUUCGUUCGUGUGUGUGUGUGUGUGUGUGUGCGCGCGUGCGUGUGUGGUGAGAGCGCAAGUACCUCUACGCAUAUGUACACAAGAGUUCGGACUUUCUUCGGUCUCCGGGAAGAGAACUUUAUUUCGUAAGGUCAAUGCGGACAAAUAAUAGAAAAAGAGAAGAAGAA